UUUUCAAUUCAGUUACUGAUUGACUUUCAAGACGGUCGUUUGUCUGUUUUUUUUACCUGAUCCUAACGAUAUGUCUCAGCCCAAGCCGAUAUUGUAUUACGACGAGCGCAGUCCGCCGGUCCGCAGUUGUCUUAUGCUAAUCAAAUUGCUCGAUAUAGAUGUCGAGCUCAGGUUUGUGAAUCUCUUCAAGGGCGAGCAAUUCCAGAAAGAUUUCUUAGCGUUGAAUCCCCAGCACAGUGUUCCCACUUUAGUCCACGGUGAUCUGGUGCUGACGGACAGUCAUGCUAUACUCAUUCACCUGGCGGAGAAGUUCGACGAGGGCGGUAGUUUGUGGCCCCAGGAGCACGCAGAACGGAUGAAGGUCCUGAACCUCCUGCUCUUCGAGUGCUCCUUUUUUUUCCGACGUGACAGUGAUUUUAUGGUGAGUGUUUCGCAACUAAAACUAGGUGUUUACAUAUUUGGUUUUUAUUUUUCCCAGUCGGCGAUUGUCCGCCAGGGAUUCGCCCAUGUCGAUGUGGCACAUCAUGAACGCAAGCUGACCGAGGCGUAUACUAUCAUGGAGCGCUACCUGGAAAAUAGCGAUUUUAUGGCCGGGCCACAGCUGACGCUCGCCGACUUAUCCAUCGUGACCACAUUGAGCACCGUCAAUCUCAUGUUUCCCCUGUCGCAGUUCCCACGUCUGCGGCGCUGGUUCACCGCGAUGCAGCAGCUGGAUGCCUACGAGGCCAACUGCAGUGGCUUGGCGAAGCUCCGCCAAACGAUGGAGAGCGUCGGUAGCUUUCAGUUCCCAUCCUCAAACGCGGUAGUCACCGAGAAGGUGGAGUAGCACUGGUUAUCAAAAGGCUUGUUUAAUUAAGCAUUGAAUCUGAUUUAAUUUGAUGGUUGCGCCGCACGUGUGGAUUUUUAAUCUCUUACAUUUCUAUAAAUUGAAAAACAUUGUUUAAGUUACAAUUAGUUUAUAUAUAUAUAUAUAUAGCACCUAUUAAAAUUUAAAUUCAAAGAUAAAUAAACCGAUGCAUGCCACAUAAUAAUUUUCCAAGAAUACAAAUAAUUUCGGCAAAUUUCUCCUUUGAAAGUGUAAACUACUAAUGGGUAAACGGAUAUCUAGCCAUCCAACCCUUUUACGUGGUUAAGCAGCCAAUGUAUAUAUUUGCUCUGGUGUAGGGAAAAUAUAUGUAUUUGUAAUUUCGCCAAAUUCAAAGUAAAUUAGCGGUUGGCCGCGACCCUUAAGCAAGCUCAUUAACAUAUAUGCGAGUGGAUGACCCGUGUUUACCUCGAAAAACGCAGGCAAAUAUUUGACUGCUCCGGACGUUUGCGCCC
Molecule: messenger RNA, 1320 nt
Organism: Drosophila simulans
Lineage: Eukaryota; Metazoa; Arthropoda; Insecta; Diptera; Drosophilidae
Gene: GstE14
Product: glutathione S-transferase E14
Exons: 3
Coding region: 71-826 (251 amino acids)
Biological process (GO): glutathione metabolic process
Molecular function (GO): glutathione transferase activity
Source: RefSeq, a predicted model, not a curated record